UGAGAUACGCAAAGAUCAAGGUACCGGCAGUGACGCUUUGUUCUUGGUACAGGCAAGACGUGUUUGUCUUGCAGCUGCAGUUUGCCAUUUUGGGAUUGGUUAUCCGUUAUCUGUUUUUCAGAGCGGGUUGGCACUUAUUUAAUACCUUACUUUAUUACCCCGUGAUCCCGUUGGAGCGGGAAGAGUGCCUGGUGUUCCUUUCCUGUUAUCCAUUUGGAGCGGGAGGACACGGUGUGGACCAAGGAGCGGGACAUGUGACAGAAGUGUGCCGUUGUGAAGGUGUUUGGUACAUCAGUAUGUCUUCCUCGGGUGGUUCUACACCUCCAAGAAGCGGUUCCUCACAUUCUCGUGGAAGCCGACUCUAUUCGUCCACUAGGCAUAAGACGAGGAAGAAUAUUCAACGGUCUGGGGCCUCUGCUGGUGAGGAUGCCGUUGCAAGUGAUCGUGUGUCUAAGAUGGACGCCCGACCACCAGUUAGCCAGUCUGGAGAAGUUAGCAAUACUUCUUUAUCCAAGAUUUUGGAGGCUUUGGCUGUACUUCAAGAGGAUGUGAAUAAACUUAAGAGUGACAGAGGUGACAGUGCAAGUGUUGGUAAGGGGCCAGCACAGGACUUAGGUGGUACUCAUGAAUUUUCUGCCUCCCAUCCCCCUUCUACCUCUGGUGAAUUUUCUGGGUUUAGGUCAAAAGAAGUGAGUGCUGAAGAAGGUGAGAUUGAAGAUGAGGUUCCUUCUGGCAGUAUUCUGUUACAAGCAGCUAAGGCCUAUGUGCCCGUGGAUGACUGUUCUGAAGCUAUUGAAGAACCGAUUGCUGCAAUGGUGAAUCACUGGUUUUCUCAUGGUUUGAAAGAUGAAGACCAUAAGGAGAUUUUGGCAGAUGAGGUUUCUAAACGUCCUAGAAACUGUAAGGCACUUAUUCCAGUCGAGUGCAACUCACAAGUGCUGGAUGCCCUACCCACUGAGGCAAAGAAAGCUGAUUUCAGACUAAAGGAAGUCGGCAAGGAUAUAACUAAGGCUGCCACUAUCAUUGUUAAAUCACUUACUGUUCUGGACAAGUUUACUAAUGAGGAGCACAAUCAGGUUAUUGGUCAUGAGGUGGCUAUGCUUAAUGGGGCCUUGGGGUUGUUAGGGCAUGCUAACUUUAAACUGAAUAUGAAUAGACGGUAUUUCCUCAAACGUGAGAUAAACCAAAAGUAUGCCCACUUAUGCACUGAUAAGACUCCUGUGACUGGCUUACUGUUUGGGGAUGAUCUUACUCAAGCUACCAAACAGAUUGAGGAGGCUGAGAGGCUGAAAAACAAGUUUACCAACAAGAAGACUUCCCAUUUUGGAGCUCCAGGUCUUGGGAAGAUUAGUGGUGGCAAGCAACGUGGUUUCUUUGGGAAGCCAGCUUUCCGGGGUAUGUUAACCCAGUUUAAACCGUACGGUUUACACAAACCUGCCACCAGAGGGGACAGCCGCCCUUCUUAUCUCAGAGGAACUCCUCUUCAAAAACUCAAGGGGCCGGGGACACUACAAUCCCGGCAGUAA
Molecule: messenger RNA, 1526 nt
Organism: Portunus trituberculatus (swimming crab)
Lineage: Eukaryota; Metazoa; Arthropoda; Malacostraca; Decapoda; Portunidae
Exons: 2
Coding region: 297-1526 (409 amino acids)
Source: RefSeq, a predicted model, not a curated record